ACCUGAUCAAAUUCUUGUAUUAAGAAUUCGGGAUAUAUCUUUCAGUGACAUUUUCUCCGUGAGUGGUUUGGUUUUAAAUGAGCAAUUUUUACUAUGAUAGUGGAAUACCAGGAUAUUUUUAGGCUAGGUUAUCCUACUGUGAAAUUUUCAAACCGUAACAUCCCUAUUCCUGACUGCCUUAUUCUCCGCACAGCUGUCCUGUAUUUGUACAGACAUAUCCACCACUUGAUCUAUUUUUCUAUUUUUUAUUUAUUUAUUUAUUUAUUUAUUUAAAAUUCCCGAUUGAAUAAUCUAUUUUUAAGCUUUCUGGAAGGUGUAACGCAACCAAACUCUGCGUAUCCUCCCAUGCAGUUCAUUUUCCAGCAUGUCUGUUAAACCUUGUUACUUUUCAUGUUCGCAAGGGUUCCUUAACAGAUUUCUGCUCAACUUAUUAAAGCACUGGCUCCAUUAAGUGCGAGUGUGUGCGCGCGAGUGCGGUUUUUAGACUGUCUGCACUCAUUCUGUGCUUUUGAUUAAUAGGAUACACAUUCAGAUUAGAUUGCUUGUGUGUCAUUUCAUAUGCUUAAUUGCAUUUGCUGGUUCUUGCUCGAUUUCUUUGUUUCCUUCAGCAUAGUCUCCUUCCCGCUUACCCAGAUCAGCCCCAUUUUAGAAUCUCUGUGCUACCUCACUCUCUCCAGAUGGCUCAAGUUCCAGCAUUUUUUCUUCCCCCCCCCCCUUUUUUUUUUUUGUUUAAACAACGUAUGCCCCACCCUGUGGUCUGAAGUUCCGCAAUGAGCCUUCUUGUCAAGGUGCCAGGUUUUAGAUUCAGCGUCUUGUAAGAAGUACAUUUUCCUCUUACUGCCCUGAAAGCACAGGAGCUUCAUGCCCCUCCCCUUACUCUCAUGCCCCUUCCCUCCCGUUCUCUUUUUUUUUCCUUCUUUUUCUGUCUCUCUCUUUCUCUCUCUCUCUCUCUCUCUCUCCCCCUCUCCCUCUUUUUCUCUGUCUUCGUCUGAUGUCCUGACCACUAACGGCUACAUAUUAAGAGAUAAUUCCAUACCCUGAGGUUACAAACCGGCUUAGACUGGCUCUCUCGCAUUCUGACUCCAUUGGGUAUCCUGCGUUUUUAAAAAAAAAAAAAAAAAAAAAAAAAAAAAAAAACAUAUUGUGACUCACUGCCUUUUUUUUUUCUUUUUUUAUUUAAAGGAGCAGCAGUCUAAUUUUCAACUGCACAACAAGGGAGGUCACACUCGUGCUGGAGUGCUGCUGUCUGUGAAAGUGAGCUCAUAGAGGUGACUACAGCACAAGGGAGCUCACUGCCUCGCUGUCAUUAUAGCAUCUGAAUCGCACAAAGGGUCUUGGGGGAGCCUGGAACCUAUUCCAGGGAACUCGGGACACAAGACAGGGAACACCCUGGACUGGGUGCCAACACAUCACAGGGCACAAUCGCACACCCAUUCUCACACCAUGGACAAUUUGGAGAUGCCAUUCAGCCUACAACGCGUGUCUUUGGACUGGGGGAGGAAACCGGAGUACCCAGAGGGAACCCCCGAAGCACGGGGAGAACAUGCAAGCUCCACGCACACAGGGCGGAGGCGAGAUUCGUACCCCCAAACCCAGAGGAUGGAGCGGAUGUCUGAGGAGGCGUUGAGGUUGAACUUGCUGAAGCGGGGUCUGGAACCGGCCGACGAGAGGGAGGAAGCACUGGCAAAGCGCCUGAAAAUGGAGGGUCACGAGGCUAUGGAGCGACUGAAGAUGCUGGCAUUGCUCAAGCGCAAGGACCUCGCCGCUCUGGAAGGAGCCGCUGUGGCAGAGGGGAAAGGACCUGGGGUCAGCCAGGGGCAGAUGGGUGCCUCAGUAGUGUAUGAGGAGAAGCUGAACGGGAACCUGAGGAGCACAGGUCAUGGAGGACCCAGCAAGAAUGGCAAAGAGAACAUGAUGGACGAACCUGUGGACAUGAGCGCCAAGAGGAGCGGUGUGGAGCGAGAGAGGUGUACUCCAUCUCCAGAUGUGAUUAUCUUGUCAGAUAAUGAAGCGUCAAGCCCGAGGAGCACUCCGCACCCAGAGGAGCGCCGCCAUCACCCCAACCUAGACAUGUUCAAGGGGAAGACGGACGAGGAGAGGCAGCAGAUGAUCAAAGCCCUACGUGAGGAGCUGAGGCUGGAGGAGGCCAGGCUCGUGCUGCUGAAGAAACUGAGACAGAGCCAGAUGCAGAAAGAGAACGUCGUACAGAAGGUUCCAGUCGUUCAGAAUCCCCCCUCCUCCGUGCAGCCCUCAACCAUUCACCACUCACAGGGGCUGACCAAACUACCGGUGCGGCCUGGCAUGCAUACCUCUGAGCCACAGAACCUCCGCACAGCACAGGGCCACACGGUGAUCAGGUCUGCAGCCAGUGCCUCUCUGCCCCCCAUGAUGAUGUCUCAGCGGGUGAUUGCUCCUAACCCAGCCCAGCUGCAGGGACAGAGAGUGCCCUCUAAACCUGGCAUGGGCCGGCCCUCCACAGGGAGCAUGAGCAAUGCAAUCAACUACCAGCAGGCUGCUAGCCAACAGGUGGCGGCCUCACAGCGUUCCGGCUCCUCCGCAGCCAUCUACAUGAACCUGGCCCACAUGCAGGCGGCCGGGGCAGCAGGUGUGCCAGGCGUUGGGGUGGGUGUCAGUGGUGUGAGUGCAGUUAGCCCCUCCGCACUUCCCGGCAGCUCUAGUGUGGGCUCUGUGGGCACGAUGAGUGAUCAGGCCAGCAGCCAGGCAGCUGCCAAGCUGGCCUUGCGCAAGCAGCUGGAGAAAACGCUGCUGGAGAUCCCUCCACCCAAACCUCCCGCACCCCUGCUCCACUUCCUGCCCUCUGCCGCCAACAGCGAGUUCAUCUACAUGGUGGGACUGGAGGAGGUGGUUCAGAGCGUCCUCGACAGCCAGGGUAAAAUGAGGGGUUCGCUAUCACGCAUGGAGCCGUUCUUCUGCGCCCAGUGCAGGACUGACUUCACCCCCCACUGGAAGCAGGAGAAAAGCGGCCGCAUCCUGUGUGAGCAGUGCAUGACCUCCAAUCAGAAGAAGGCCCUAAAGGCUGAACACACCAACCGUCUGAAAAAUGCCUUUGUCAAGGCACUGCAACAGGAGCAGGAAAUCGAGCAGAGGCUUCAGCAGCAGGCGGCGCUGUCCCCGAGCGCGGCUCAGACCGUCCCCAGCGUCAGCAAGGCCGAGAGCAUGAUCCGACACCACGCACUCCGACAGGCUCCUCAGCCACAGGCAGCUCUGCAGCGGGGUUUAUCCAGCUCAGCGCGUGGCGUGCUAUCUAACUUUGCCCAGGCCUCGCAGCUCUCGGUGGCCGGCGGACUGUUGGGUAUGACCAACAAGCGCUGUGGAGGAGGCAGUGCCAGCAGCAGUCGGUCACAGCACGAGAGCCGCCGACAGAUUUACAACAUCCCCGGCUUGAAUAUUGCCUAUUUGAACCCAGGCCAUAAGGCGUCCAGCCUGGCAGAUCGGCAGAGGGAGUAUCUGCUGGACAUGAUCCCCCCACGCUCCAUUUCUCAAUCCAUCACUGGCCAGAAAUGAGCUCUCUCUCUCUCUCUCUCUCACACACACACACACACACACACACACACCCACCCACACACACCCACACUGCAACCAUCACCCCUGUCGCAUGCAGUGCCUGUCCGUGUGCCUACCCAACUAACCCAUGAGAAUAACUCAGCCAGACGAACACCAGACUCUCAACUUCCAUUUCCUACUAUAACAAAGCUCUUUAUUUCUUGCUAUUGCUCUGUCAGUUAUCACCUUUAUUAUUAAUAUUAUUAUUAUUAAUAUCAUUAUUGCUUGUGUUACAGGUAUUCUUAUGUUUAUUAGUAGUUUUAGUGACUUGUGGAUUUUUUUUUUUUUUUUUUUUGACAUUUUUAUUUAUUUCUUUCUCAAGGAAGGGGCUAGAUUUCAGGGUUACUUGAAAAUGUGUUGCUCUUAUUUUCCUUCUUAGCUUCCUCCCUUUUGCACCCUGUAAAAUGAUGAGAGGCUGCUCUCACAUUUCAAAAGCCCUUUUUUUUUUCUUAUUAUUAUUAUUAUGUAGCCCACGUUGAAGCUUACGUCUAUAGAACGUGAACAGUUCACCUAAUGCCAUUUGGUAAACAAUCUUUGUAGCAAACACAUUUCAAAGAGAAAGAGCCCUGGUGGAGACUGCGUCUGACAGAACGACGGACUUUUCUAGUAAACCAAUCCUAAUGCACUGAGACGCUGACGGCUGUUCUGCCUUGAGAAGGCAACGUGAUACGAGAACACUAGGUCCUGUGUGCAGAAUCAUUGAAGGAUGUUUAGGUCACGUACUACACGGCAGAAGGAUGGUUGAAAACGAGCAGCGACAGAAGCAUCGUGAUCAAGCUAAAACCAUGCAGCGUGUUUCCGAUGAAGGCUGCCGUUGAAUAUACAGGAUUUACAGCACGUUUGGAGGCCCGGAUUAGCGCAUCUUCCACGUCCCCUCAAUGCCUUUAAUUUCAUGACAUCGAUGCUGUGAGAUCGUCUCUUGCAGUGCCGUGUGUUUAGCCGCAUAUGGAGGAAGUGAGCAUCCGAAUGAACCUAAUUUCCUUUGUCAGUCUCAAUUCUCCUUCAGCGUCCUUAAUUUUCUAUUUCUCUCUUUGGCGGCGUCUCCUGCUGAAAUGGUUGCGUAUCUGAGAGGUACUCACCACAGGAGACGAUAAUCAUCAAAAUGGUAAAUGGACAAAAAAAACUAUUCAAAUAUCUAUAUGAUUUUAUGUAUAGAUUCUUAGCAUGAGAUGAGAUAAGGUUGAAAAGAUGGAGGUCGUAUAUCUAUUAUAGCAUAGGCAAGGAUCAAUCACCGUGAUGGGGCAACUCAUGUGAGAUGCCUUUUUCUCCAGGAGCACUUUUUAUUUUUUAAAUCUCGAACUGUUUAAAGAAAAAAAAGGAAAAAAAAAUGGUUAGGACGAGGACAAGAAUGUUUCAGCUCCCAGGCUCUUGAGGUAUGGAUGUCACCAGACCGUCUCAGAGAGAGUUAGUAGAGACCUUGUUGAGAAUCUCAGACCAUCGGUUCAUUUCUGCUGUUGAUCCUGUCAGUGCCUCGGGUCCUCCAGUACAUUUCUGUAACGUUUUGUAACCGUCUACACUUUUCUACAUUUCAGGCCAGAAUACAAACAAACAGGGCAGUAUGGCAGAUGUUGCACAAGAUGGCAGCAUUUGCAGUGUUUGGUCAGUAUGCAGUAUUAGAUUCUCCUGUAAGUUUCAGGCUGAGAUCAAAAUACUUUGUUUUUCGGUGCUAGACAGCAUCCAAACUGCAUUUUCUCACUCUGCUAGUGAAUUAGCACUUAAUUGACUCUUGUCAGUUGCUUUAUUGAAGCAGUAUGUGUAGAUUGCUCAGCAAAAUACAAAUGGGUGACAAAGGGGGAAAAAAAACUGGUGGUUCUGCUAUGCUUUGAAGGUUUUUACUGCUGUGGUUUGGCAUGGAAGGGUCACUACAAAUCAAUACGAAGCUCUUCGGACUGAUCACCUUUAUCCUAUGGUGAAAGUUUUUUUUUAAUUUUAUUUUAUUAUUUUUUUUAUCCUGACUAGAGUGAUCUCUUCCCCCAUCCACAGGCCACAAGGGCUCACUGAAUGGUUUGAUGUAUAUGAAAUGUUGUAAAUCGUAUGGCUUUCAGUCACCAGAUCUGAACUCAAAUCAACACCUUUUGGAGAAAGUGUACAGCGACAGGUUUCUCCACCCGCCAUUAUCAGAAUACCAGUUGAGGGAGUAUCUUUUGGUAGAAUGGUGUUUAUCCUUCCAGUACAAUUCCACAGACUAGCGUCUGUUACAUUUUUAGAUGGUUCUGGUGUUUCAUGGUGGUCCAGCAACUUCCAGAGACACUUUAGGUCUUUAUCAGUGUGGCAGUGGAUCUGGAGCUUAUUCUUGGAACACUAGCCGUGAUAAUGGUGUGCACCCUGGGUAUGAUGCCAGUUUUUUUUUUUUUUUUUUCCCUCCAUUAAUUUGUCACCCAUUUGAUCGUGUUAAAUGUUAUUGUAAUCGUUGGCACUCUGCAAGAACUUGGGUAGUUCCAUUAACAUCAGACUACAACACGCACUGAAAUCAUGUUACAUAUGAGCGCUGGCUCAUAAAAGUGCUACUUUUUGUUUUGUUUAGGUUUUUUGUUUUAAAGAAAAGUGACAAAAUCAAGUUCACCAAUGUGUGUUAUGUGGUUCUGGGAAACCAUUGUUUUAAAAGCUAUGUGUAUUGUUCCUGCUUGGGACAGAAAGAAGCAACUUUUUAAACAAAGUCAUUAGCUGUGUUUCAGAUUGCGUAAUUGUGCACCAUCCUAGACGGUUUUUGACUUUUUGUCUAGUGUGUGUUCACAUUGAGAAAUGCCAACACACCCCGGCUGGUGUACUGGAUUUGCUGAACAAAUGAAGUGUGGACACUUUUUGCACUAACCUGUCCCAUCAUGCACCACAGAACAAAGCGGAGGGGCUUGCAGCAGACAACAGCCGUAUGUGCGUCUGCGGUGUCGUUUUAAACAUUCCCAAACGUUUCAUUUAAAAAGGAAAAAAAAAAAAAAAUUACGUAGCACAGCAAAUGCUAGUUAAACUAGCUAGCUAACAUCAGGUAGCACUGAACCCAAUCUGGCACUGUUGUUUAUAUUGUGUGUUGUUAAUGUCAUUUCCCUUAAGUACAAAACGGUUUGUAUUUGAAUCUAUUGAUUGUCAUGUACAAACAGUCAUAGACUUGAGACACAGCUAUUAAAACUACCUUGGCUUUGAUUCACAGGUGCAAUAUUAAAUGAUAAAGUUUACGCUUAAGAGAUUUCUUAGUUUCCAGUUUUGCUGACUAUAAUCAGUCCCCUUUAAAGGCAUAUGAUGAUUUGCCCCUCUGAUUUGAGUGUCUUGUAGGCUGUGUAUAGUCAGUCUCCCUUCUCUCUGCUAAUCUCUCUGCCAGACUGUAAUGGAUGCAUCCAUACACGUUUAUUUCGAUCUACCAGUCGGAUUUUGAAAUGUCAUUUUCUAGGGUUUUAAAACGAAACUUCCUUUGGUUUCUUGCUUUAGUUUCCUUUGAUUUGUUUAUUUAAUUUGUGAAUUUCAUACAAAAAAACUUACAUGUAAUCAAACAAAACAAAAAAAGAGCUAUGAGAUGGCAACACAAUAUUUACUAGGUCAUAAGUAAUAAUGACUUAUUGUACAUAUGCUUUUUUUUCUCCUUUGAAUUAAAAAAUGAAAUUAAAAUGGUUGUAUAUUGUGUAGAAACGCAAGCAAAAAGCCAUGAAUAUUGUGAAGCUUGUCAUUUUGUUUAGUGAUCACUGUGUAUUAUUGUGUAACAAAUGUGCAAAAUGUAUGGGAUUAUACUUCUCUUGUUUUUGAGCUCUUUUUGAUGCAUUUUUCUCCCAGGCUGUAUGUUUUUGUAGUAUGUAGUAUUUGCAAAAGGAAAAAAAAAAAUAUGUCCUGGUGGAGCAUUUGAUCCAUUCUCCAGUCUUAGGACUAGGACAUAAUGGGAUAAUCUUGUAUAUGUUAUUUUUUGUGUGUGUUGCUUUUUUUGUCAAUAACAUUGAAGUUAAACCAAUGUUUGGUGAAUGCAUUGAUUUCUCUUGUUAUCCCAUGCAAAGUGUUGGCCUCACACAGACGCAGUGGAUCAGACAUUUGACAGUAUUACCCCAAACCUGACCAAACCCAAAGCACUCAGCUGUAGAUAUGACCUGAGACAAUGCACACUUCAUUUACGUUCAUUUACCUUGAGUUCAACUACAGGGUGUCCUUUACACUUUACACUUUUGGGAGACAAUGUAAAUCCUCAUUUUCUACUUCUCAUGCUAUACCAUCUUAUUUCAUUAUGCCUUUUAUUCAUGUCUUGUCCCGAGUGGGGGAUUUCACAAUGCUCUUAAUUUUCCAUGGAAGAAUUGUAUACAUUGUAUACGUCCACAGGUUAAGGAAGAUGUUUGCCUUUGACUGUUCUAUUGCUUAUUGCUUUCAGUUUAGUACAUUUUUAAGACAAAAAGAGUAAGACAACUUUGCACACUUUUUAAGUAUUGAUUAUAAAGAGUGUGACCUUCUUUCAAUUUUCAUUAUCAUAGACUAACUGUCCGUAAUUCCUUGAUUGGACAAUCAGCUUUUCUGGAGACGAGCAUUUUAGUUUACGUCUUUCCACCAUGUAAUGUCUCUCAAGUACUCAGAUCAUUGUUUCACUUUUUUUCUUUUCUUUUUUUUUCUGUGAAUUUUUUUUUUUUUUUUUCCCCCUUAUUUAGUAUUUGUGGCAAAAUACAAGUCACUUUUGAUGAAGUGUGGGAGAAAGUGGCUUUAUAUUAUUAUGGGUUUUUUGUUUUUUACGUAACUCCUUUUUUUUUUUUUUUUUUU
Molecule: messenger RNA, 8283 nt
Organism: Ictalurus furcatus (blue catfish)
Lineage: Eukaryota; Metazoa; Chordata; Actinopteri; Siluriformes; Ictaluridae
Gene: gatad2b
Product: GATA zinc finger domain containing 2B
Exons: 13
Coding region: 1444-3525 (693 amino acids)
Biological process (GO): negative regulation of transcription by RNA polymerase II
Cellular component (GO): NuRD complex
Molecular function (GO): sequence-specific DNA binding
Source: RefSeq, a predicted model, not a curated record